AUGUCGACUAAGAAGACCUUAAUUGAUACUUACAGAGUGCAGGAAUCAGACAGCAACUUUUUUGAAAGUUUUACGGCGUUAUCAUGGAGACAAGAAAAUAAGAGACUGCGGGCAGCAUCAGAUGAAGAUCAUGAUAGACAUCCUCCUUCAGAGAGCCAGUUUGCCAUCAAACCAGAGGUACAGAGACUAUCAAAGAAAGAGUUUGAGCUUCUGUACAUUGAGGUUUUAUACACCAUCAAGCAUAAGAUUGGGACUACAGCAGGUGGACAUUUACCCUACAUACAGGACUUGUAUCAGUAUGCCCAGGAAGCCUUCAGAAUCUCACCCGAGGACCAUGCACGACUGCUGGCAAAGGCCACAGAGGAAAAGCCACCCAUCGUUAUACUCAAUGUGACAGUCAUCAAAGCGAGGGAUUUAGAAGCCAAAGAUGCAGAUGGUUUCAGUGACCCCUAUUGCAUGCUGGGAAUCAUGCCAGGUCGUCUCUUGGAUCAGGAUCUCUCCAGUUCACCUGUAACACUCUCAGACGAGGAGGAUCAUCAUAAAAAAGAGGAAAAGAAACGAGGAGGAAGUCUGAGGAAAUUCUCCCUCACAAAGAAAAAGAAGGAUAAGACCGUGAAAGAACUCCUGCCAGCCAAGCUGAUCAAAACCACAGAUGUCAAGCCCAACACAGUCAAUCCUGUGUGGGAGGAAAAGUUCAGAUUUGAUCUGGAUGAUGUUCGCUCUGACAGACUACAUUUAGAUAUCUGGGACCAUGACGAUGAAUUCUCAGUAAUUGAUGCUGCUAAGAAACUGAAUGAAGUCCAGAGUAUGAAGGGACUGGGGAGAUUCUUCAAACAGGUGGCUCAGUCAGCUAGACCCAGGAGGAAGGGAGGAGAUAUUGAUGAUUUCCUUGGUUGUGUUACAGUUCCCAUCAAAGACAUACCAUCAACAGGAGUGGAGAAGUAUUUCCAGUUACACGGAAGAUCCAGUAAAUCUAACAUCCAGGGAGAAAUCAAACUGAGGCUUCAGCUGGCUACAAGGGAGGACCGAGGACUGGAUGAGGACGAUAACUGGACAGAUGUCAGACAGCAUGAAGACCUCAUCUGUCUCUUCAUCGAACAUGAAGUUAGGCGGUUAAGGGAAUCACCAUGUAGUUGGAAUGGUAAUUUGCCAAAAGCUGCCACAACAAUCUUGCAUCAACAUGCCAUCCAGGGGGAUGUCACAGACGUUCAACAGGCAGUCUGCAGAUGGAUGGCUUACAGCAGGAAACACAUGGAGUAUGCGUUUAGUUAUGAACUUCUUCUUAAACUGUUAGAAGACUUGGACCACAAAUGGACGGCAGAUUCCUUGUCAAGAGAAGAGGAGCAAUGUUUGAAUGAGUCCUUCUCGACCUUCAAAGACUAUUGCACAAGUUUGAUCAAAAAACGAAGAGAGGUCUACCCUUAUAGCAAUAAACAUGCUUUGAAUCGACUUCAUCAAAUGAUCAAAGUUUUGGUGAAAAUCUACAGCAUGAAAGUCUUCAAAUACGUGUGUCCCUUUGCCAAGGAACUGCACUCGGAAAUUAUCACAGUUGCAAAGAGAGGAACACUUGAAUGGUAUGAAAGAGCAAUUCAUAUGGCGAAAAAACAGUCGAAGCGCCACACUGCAGACCAAGAAGAGGACAUUGUAUACAGCUUGAUUGAUCUGACCAACUGUCUUAAUGCUGAUUUGUAUGGAACCAUCAAUGAAUACCAGAAAAUAUUUAAUUUAAUAGCCAACAUGAACUAUUUCAGUAUUACCUAUAAACAACUAGAAAAACUGCUUGGUGAAGAGUUUACUAACUGCAUGAAGAAGACAACUUUCAGUAAAGGUCACAGAGUGAUGGAGGGAAUGCUGGGAACGACCUACUUUGAGCUCUACCUAGCCUUACAGGAGUUCUGUAAUUAUGGAUGGGAACACCUACCUGAAAAUCAUGACCGUUUAGAAAUAGAACAGUACUACAAAUGGUUCCGUUUUGCUGUAACUCAGUGGAUUUCAGUGGCACAGGACAAGGCCGUCCAUCGAAUACACAAAGCCAUUGAGCUUGAUAAGACAGCUGAUGUUGGAGGGGCAGGAGCCAAGUUUAGCACCUCUGCUGUUGAUGUGUGCUGCUGUUUCUCUCAGAUUUCAGAGUUCUGGAGACAGCUUGCCUGGCCUGAUCUUAUUGAUUCAUAUUCCAUGGUAUCAAAAUUAACCAAGGAUAUGUGUGAAUGUGCAAGGAUAUAUGCUGACUCGGUCCACCAGAAACUCAUUGACAAAGGCUAUUAUGAUGAGGAAGGACAAUUUGAUGUCACUGAACAGAUUUGUAUUACCAUAAAUAACAUUGAACAAGUUCGGAGGGCCUUAAGACAACUUCCAGAAACAAUGAAUUUUGUGGAAAUUCAGCAUGCAGUGGAGCAAAGUAAUGAGAUUGAAUCAAAAGAGAAUCUCCACACAACAGUGAGGGAGGCUGACCAGAUCAUGUUAGAGAAAAUCCAGCAAGUAGUGGAUCGUGUGGCAGAUAAGAUGCGUCCAGACAUUAAGAGUGAUGUAUUCCAUUUGAACUGGGCCCCAGAAUCGGUUCCAGCUGAGGAGGCUGUUGAGGAUCUGAUGAAGUACCUGGACAGUAACCUUUUGACCUUGAACCAGUACCUGCUGAAGUCCAACUUUGACAGGAUCCUUCAAUCUAUCUGGGUUGAAGUUCUUGAGGAAUUCAACGAGGUUUUAGUCACUGAAGAAUCGAGGACACCUGUUAUAUACAAAAGAAUGUAUGAAGCUUUAGGACUGUUGGUGGAUUUCUUUCAUGCAGAUGAAAAAGGAUUAGAAAUGAAGAAAAUAACAUCAGAAGAGUAUAUUAAAUUGAAAAAAUUGCUUUCCCUCUAUAAGAAGGAUACAUUGAAGUUAAUAACAAUGUUCUAUGAAGAGAAACUCAAACAACAGGCUGAGUUCAAAUCAAAAGAGUAUGGAGUAUUAAAUGUUAGAAUGUGCUACAGAAAUGAGACAGAGACCAUGUUUGUUGAAAUACUAAAUGCAAAGGCUAUCAUUCCACUGGAUGCAAAUGGAUUCAGCGAUCCCUAUGUUUUGAUACAGUUUUGUCCAGAGCAUAUUUUCCAUGAUGUCCCAGUGCAAAAGACCAGCAUUAAGAAGAAAACACUCAACCCGGUGUUUGAUGAAUCAUUUGAAUUCAAUGUGUCAAUAGAGCAGUGUAGAAAGAGAGGGGCAGUGCUGAUGUUUACUGUGAUGGAUCAUGAUUACGUGUUUGAGAACGACUUCGCAGGAGAGGCAUAUGUCGACCUGUGUAACAUUCCAGGCGUGGAUGGACAAGAUGUCUCAGGAUUCGAUUCUCUUGCCAUAACUGCCUUACCCCUGAUGCAGCCUCAGCACAAAGUGGUACUUGUACUGUUGCAGAGUUCUCGAUGGUUUGAGAGUGAUCUACCGCCGUCUAUGGGGGGAUAUGUUCACCCGGCCUUUCAGAAAGUUUAUAAUGUAUUCAAGAAGAACAUCGAGACAAAUAAAGAAAAGGGGGCCUGUUUUUCUGCCUACUAUAAGGGUGAGUUAGUGGUGGAUCUGUGGGGCGGAUACUCGGACAUUGAGGCUGGACGGCCCUGGCAAAAUGACACCUUGUCCAUAAUGUUCUCUACAACUAAAGGAGUCACCGCGGUCAUUGUGGCGCUCUUCGUACAAAGGGGCUACCUGGACUACAAGAAGCGUGUAUCCUGUUACUGGCCAGAAUUUGGGAAAAACGGCAAGGAGAAUAUAACUGUAGAAAUGUUGUUGAGCCACCAGGCUGGUUUAUCCAUUACAAACGGGACCAUUGAUAUUCGGCUUCUGAAAACAAACCAAACCAAAGUGGAGGAGUUUUUGGAGGAACAGAAGCCGAUCUGGAAACCAGGUACUGCAUACUCGUACCAUGUAAUAACAUUUGGAAUGUAUGUGGACGUGUUGUUGAGAAAGGCGGAUCCAAAACACAGAAAUGUAGACCAGAUCUUUAAAGAGGAAAUAGCGGAACCUUUCGAUAUUGACAUCCACUAUGGAAUGCCAAGAAGUGAGCUGUACCGUAAUUCUCGAUUUGUUCCACUCAGUCUAACAAAUAUUGUGAGACAUACAUUACAGUCAUUCAGUCUUAAACAGUUCAACAUCUUCUUCACUCUCAUGGACCCUACAUCAAUGUUUACAAAGGCCAGCUAUUCCGGAUUCAAUCAGGAGCUGACGUUUGCUGCUUUCAACAAUCCAGAUUUAAAUCAAAUUCCUCUGACGUCAUUUCUCGGAUUCGGAAAUUCACGGUCAUUGGCCAAGCUCUGGGGAAUUUUGGCCAACGGAGGGACCUAUAACAACAAUACCCUCCUGAAUCCGGCGAUGAUUAAUCUACUGGGGUCCCCCUUAAUCAGCGGUCGCAGUAAGGACGGGGUGCUCGACACAACAGUUGGUCGAGGUGUAUUUUUCUUACCAACACCUCAGGGACAUUUAUCGUUUGGACAUCCAGGUUAUGGUGGACAAACAGCAUAUGCAGACGUCCAGAAUAACGUCGGGAUCGGCUAUCUCACAAGCUACCUCAAGUCUUUCACGCUCGGAGACGACGUACAAUUUCUAGAGUACGAAGCAGCUUUCUACGAAUGUCUGGAAAAAUAUGUCAAAGGAAAUACAUAGAAUUAAUUA
Messenger RNA from Saccostrea echinata, 4632 nucleotides. Its product is annotated as BAI1-associated protein 3-like. NCBI's taxonomy places the organism in Eukaryota, Metazoa, Mollusca, Bivalvia, Ostreida, Ostreidae. The record is from RefSeq and is a predicted model, not a curated record. The transcript is spliced from 37 exons. Bases 1 to 4623 code for a protein of 1540 amino acids.